Necator americanus (New World hookworm) is the source of this 693-nucleotide messenger RNA. RefSeq lists its product as uncharacterized. Lineage: Eukaryota; Metazoa; Nematoda; Chromadorea; Rhabditida; Ancylostomatidae. The transcript has a single exon. The record is from RefSeq and is a predicted model, not a curated record. The coding region runs from base 1 to 693 and encodes 230 amino acids.
AUGAAGAAUGGAAAAUCUGGUGGAGACGACGGGAUUAGCUCAGAAAUGCUAAAAUAUCUUCCUCCGUCUGGGAUUCGUGAGAUGACAAAGAUCAUCCGUUCAAUAUGGAUAAACGAAAGGAUACCUGAUUCGUGGAGACACGCUAUCAUAAUUCUCCUCCACAAGAAGUUAUUCGUCACGGACCCAAGGAAUUAUCGAGGAAUCUCUUUGCUGCGUGUUAUGUACAAGGUAUUGGAGCGCAUUAUCCUGGACCGACUCAUUAAACAUCGCGAAAAAACAACGCGUGACGAGCAAGCUGGCUUUCGUUCUGGCCGAUCUACGAUUGACCAGGUGUUCAUCGUCAGGAGAGUGAUCGAAAUCUGGCAGCGGUAUUCGAAGCCAAUGCAACUAGCGUUUCUGGACUUUGAAGCCGCGUUCGGCUCUCCCCACCGAGGCCGUCUUCUCAACGCGCUUUGCGCCGAUGGAGUACCAGGAAAGUUCGUUCGCUUGCUUGAUGACAUGAAUCAACGAACAACUGCUGCAGUUCGAACACCAGCCGGAUGUACAACACCGUUUGAAGUGGUAACUGGAGUAAGACAAGGGGCGGUGGCAGGACCCAUCCUGUUCAAUUUCGCCAUCGACGACAUUAUACGAAGAACAGUCGACCAGUGUCCUGCCGACAUUGUCUUACCACCAUCAGGGUGCCUUGACUGA